AUGCAAUUCUAACACAAUCACGACGGAAACCACCGGGUUUCUCUCUCUCUCAUCUUCACUUUUCUGAGAAAUUUGGGCGGAGAGAGGGCAGUUUCUUUUAGCCGCCGAUGAACACCCACCGUGGCGACCCCUCUGGGGGUCGUCUCUGGCCACAAUUUGCCAUGGCAUUGGCUGUCCUUCUUCUUUCCGGCAAUGUAGGAUUGGUUGCCGGAAAUGCUUACGUCUACGCUUCUCCCCCACCGCCUCCUUAUGAGUACAAGUCGCCGCCGCCGCCUACGACUUAUUCUCCCCCUCCUCCGGUCUAUGACUCUCCUCCUCCUCCUUACUCACCUGCUCCGGAGUAUAAGUCUCCUCCACCGCCGUCUCCGGUGUAUGAGUACAAGUCUCCACCACCACCGUCUCCAUCUCCACCGCCACCGUACUAUUACAAGUCUCCACCUCCACCAUCUCCUUCUCCUCCGCCACCGUAUUACUAUAAGUCUCCCCCACCACCAUCUCCAUCACCUCCUCCACCGUACUAUUACAAAUCUCCUCCACCACCAUCUCCGUCCCCUCCUCCUCCAUACUACUAUAAAUCUCCUCCACCACCAUCUCCGUCCCCUCCUCCCCCGUACUACUACAAAUCCCCACCACCACCAUCUCCGUCCCCUCCUCCACCAUACUACUACAAAUCCCCACCACCACCAUCGCCGUCGCCACCUCCACCAUACUACUAUAAAUCCCCGCCACCACCAUCACCGUCACCUCCUCCCCCGUACUACUACAAGUCUCCUCCACCACCAUCUCCAUCCCCGCCACCACCGUACUACUACAAGUCCCCACCACCACCAUCACCAUCUCCUCCUCCACCAUACUACUACAAGUCUCCACCACCACCUUCACCAUCUCCUCCUCCACCAUACUACUACAAGUCUCCACCACCACCAUCCCCAUCACCUCCUCCUCCAUACUACUACAAGUCCCCACCACCACCAUCACCGUCACCUCCUCCACCAUACUACUACAAGUCCCCACCACCACCAUCACCGUCUCCUCCUCCACCAUACUACUACAAGUCCCCACCACCACCAUCCCCAUCACCUCCUCCUCCAUACUACUACAAGUCCCCACCACCACCAUCACCUUCUCCUCCUCCUCCAUACUACUACAAGUCACCUCCUCCACCGGUGUACUCUCCUCCUCCGCCAUACUACUAUAAGUCACCUCCACCUCCGGUGUACUCUCCUCCCCCACCAUACUACUACAAGUCACCUCCUCCACCUGUGUACUCUCCUCCCCCACCAUACUACUACAAGUCACCUCCUCCACCUGUGUACUCUCCUCCCCCACCGUACUACUACAAGUCACCUCCUCCUCCAGUCUACUCUCCUCCACCACCGUACUAUUACAAGUCACCUCCUCCUCCAGUCUACUCUCCUCCACCACCGUACUACUACAAGUCACCUCCUCCUCCGGUCUACUCUCCUCCACCACCGUACUACUACAAAUCCCCACCACCACCACCCGUCUAUUACUACAAAUCUCCACCACCACCAGUUUACUACUCUCCUCCACCAAAGCCCUACACUCCUCCAUACUACCCACCCCAUCACCACCACCGCCACCUAAUUUUCAAGGUGGUCGGAAAAGUCUAUUGCAUCCGAUGCUAUGAUUGGGCAUACCCCGAAAAAUCACACAACAAGAAGCACCUUAAAGGAGCCAUUGUUGAAGUGAGCUGCAAGGCAGGAAACAAAGAGGUAGUGGCCUACGGAAAGACCAAGAGCAAUGGCAAAUAUAGCAUUAAAGUCAAGGGCUUUCACUAUGCUAAAUACGGCGGCAAGGCUUGCAAGGCUAAGCUCUACGCACCGCCCAAGGGCUCGUCGUGCAACAUCCCGACCAACCUUCACUGGGGCAAGGUCGGAGCCAAGUUGAGAGUCAAGUCCAAGACUAAGAACGAGGUUGUAUUGUACGCUAAGCCUUUUGCUUAUGCUCCAAAGAAGCCUUACAAGGAGUGCACGAAGCCUAAGCCUAAGCCUUACCACCCACCUCCUUACGUCUACAAGUCUCCACCUCCUCCUACCCCUGUGUAUUACUACAAGUCCCCACCUCCUCCGUCUCCGACUUACUACUACAAGUCCCCACCUCCCCCGUCACCUACCUAUUACUACAAAUCUCCUCCUCCACCUUCACCGGUGUACUAUUACAAGUCACCACCACCUCCAGUAUACUCUCCUCCUCCACCGUACUACUACAAGUCACCUCCACCACCCGUGUACUCUCCUCCCCCACCAUACUACUACAAGUCACCUCCACCUCCCGUGUACUCACCUCCCCCACCAUACUAUUACAAGUCACCUCCACCUCCAGUGUACUCACCUCCCCCACCAUACUACUACAAGUCUCCUCCACCACCAGUGUACUCUCCUCCCCCACCAUACUACUACAAGUCACCUCCACCUCCCGUGUACUCACCUCCUCCGCCAUACUACUACAAGUCUCCUCCACCACCUGUGUACUCUCCUCCACCACCAUACUAUUACAAGUCACCUCCUCCUCCAGUCUACUCUCCUCCCCCACCGUACUACUACAAGUCACCUCCACCACCAGUCUACUCUCCUCCACCACCAUACUACUACAAGUCACCUCCUCCACCGGUGUACUCUCCUCCCCCACCGUACUACUACAAGUCACCUCCUCCACCGGUGUACUCUCCUCCCCCACCGUACUACUACAAGUCACCUCCUCCACCGGUGUACUCUCCUCCUCCACCGUACUACUACAAGUCACCUCCUCCUCCAGUGUACUCUCCUCCCCCACCGUACUACUACAAGUCACCACCACCUCCAGUGUACUCUCCUCCCCCACCGUACUACUACAAGUCUCCUCCACCUCCAGUCUACUCUCCUCCCCCACCGUACUACUACAAGUCUCCUCCACCUCCCGUCUACUCUCCUCCCCCACCGUACUACUACAAGUCUCCUCCACCUCCCGUCUACUCUCCUCCUCCGCCAUACUACUACAAAUCUCCUCCACCUCCCGUCUACUCUCCUCCUCCACCAUACUACUACAAGUCUCCACCACCACCUUCUCCAUCUCCCCCACCACCAUACUACUACAAAUCUCCUCCCCCACCAUCACCGUCACCUCCUCCACCGUACUACUACAAGUCCCCACCACCACCAUCCCCAUCACCUCCUCCUCCAUACUACUACAAGUCCCCACCACCACCGUCCCCAUCACCUCCCCCUCCAUACUACUACAAGUCCCCACCGCCACCAUCCCCAUCACCUCCUCCACCAUACUACUACAAGUCCCCACCACCACCGUCUCCAUCACCUCCUCCACCAUACUACUACCAAUCUCCUCCCCCUCCUUCACCUUCUCCUCCUCCCCCAUACUACUACAAAUCUCCCCCACCACCCGAGAAAGCCCUCCCCCCGGUUUACAUUUACGCAUCGCCGCCCCCACCUACCCACUAUUAAGUUCUAAAAAAGUUGGACACCAAUCUUGUUUUAUUUUCAAAAGUGGAAUAAAUGAAGGCUUCCUUAGUGAAACAGUUAGUGGUGGUGAAUUCAGCCCAUUGAAUAAUAAGGGUCCUUUUGCAAAAACAGAGCAUUAUCCAAACAUUUUGGACCAGAUUGCAUCUUCUUCUCUCGUUGCCAUCUUCCAUAUCAUCUUAUUACUGUGUUCUUCUGGGAAAGUGGCCUCAAGGGUUGAGCUUGCAUCAAUGGCAGGGCUUGGAUGUUGCAGAAGAUGAUUAUUGUUUUGUGAUUUGAGUAGUGAAGCCUUUUGUUAUUUGUUUUAAUUCAUAUCUAUUUGUGAAUAGAUGAAGUAUGCAUUGGCUACGAUUUGUGAUUUUGUUCACUUUGGGAUAUUUAUUUGCAUUAAAAUAACUUCUCUCU
This is a messenger RNA of Cucurbita maxima (winter squash), 3881 nucleotides long. Its product is annotated as extensin-2-like. The transcript is spliced from 3 exons. The coding region runs from base 108 to 3461 and encodes 1117 amino acids. Gene Ontology annotation, molecular function: structural constituent of cell wall. NCBI's taxonomy places the organism in Eukaryota, Viridiplantae, Streptophyta, Magnoliopsida, Cucurbitales, Cucurbitaceae. Gene Ontology annotation, biological process: plant-type cell wall organization. The record is from RefSeq and is a predicted model, not a curated record.